ACAUGUGUCGGAGUUAAUGCGGGGAUUUGGCAAAGUGCAAAUCCCAUUUCUGAAUCGCGCACUUUAAAACCAGCUAUUAAUGGGCAAAAUGAAUAAUUCCGUGAAAUAACUCACUGCUGCGGACCGAAGGAUUCCAAGAGAUAAUCUCACUGUAGCCUCUGCUAGUGAGUGGAGUGAAGAUGUGCGGGAGCGUGUGGGCGCCGCCGGCGCUGCUGGCUCUGCUGGUGCUGACGCUUGUGGUGCCCGGGGGCCGCUCUUGUCCCAGGAGCUGUAACUGCUACCAGGCCAGUGAGGUUCACUGCACCUUCCGCUCGCUGCUCACCGUCCCACCUGGGCUGCCUGCGCACACGCGACGAAUAAACCUGGGGUUCAACAGCAUCAGCAGAAUUCAUGGCGGUUCACUGGUCGGGCUGAAGCAGGUGGAGCUUCUGAUGCUCCACAGCAACGACAUCCACCAUCUUCCAGAUGGAGGGUUCAGAGACAUGAAGUCCCUGCAGAUACUAAAACUGAGUUACAACAAGCUUAAGGAGAUUUCUUCAUCGCUGACCUUCUCUGGCCUGACCUCGCUUCUGCGCCUCUACUUGGAUCACAACCUCCUGGACCACCUCCACCCACGAGCCCUGCUGCAGCUGCCCAGCCUCAGGCUGCUCCGCCUGCAGGGGAACAGGCUGCAUCAGCUGCACCCGCAGGCUUUGUGCACACUGUCCCUGCUGAACACAUAUUACUUCUCUACUCUCAGACAUCUGGACCUGUCCAACAACAGUCUAACCACUCUGCCUAAAGACACCUUAAUGAAAACGCCAAUGCUGGAGACCCUUGUGCUGCACACUAAUCCAUGGAGCUGUGACUGCAGGAUGAACUGGCUUCUUAAUUGGAGUCUGGCUCACCCAGGUUUAGUGAAAUGUCCAGGUGGCCCUCAGUGCCCAACAUGUGCCUCACCCAUUUCUCUCCAAGGGCAAGGCUUGCUCGAUCGGACGGACCUACCAUGCACCUCGCCUGUCAUCUCCUCAGCGGGAAGAGACACACCCCUGGAAACAGACCUUAGUGAAAUCCAGUCUUGUGAUGCCUUCAGAGACCCUUUAGGAGCUGCAUCUCUGAGUCUGUCUGACCAACAAGGAAACAGUGUUGAUUUGAGUUGCAACGUCACUCACUCCGACUCUCAGGAUAUCGCUCCUCUUCCGGAUCUCUCCUUGUCCACGUCUUCACCUCUCCCUCUCGCUCUGUCGCUCUCCUUGGAGUGCCCUGUGGAGAGACAGAGCUAUGAGAAGCUUUGGAGGAUUCUAGCUUACUACAGUGAGACGGCGGUUCGCCUCGAGAGGGAGAUCAUGCUGAGUAAAGCCCCGGCAUUAGCCUACCGCUACCAGCAGUCGGCGGAGACGGGCGGAUAUUAUCAUACUGGAGUCAAAGCUUCUGUUAAAGUCAGACCACAUUGGUUACUACAGCCAGCCAUCAGUAUCCAGCUGAACAGAGCACAGUCAAAUGCUCACAAAGUUCACCUCAUAUACUCCACUAGAGUUUCUGCUCAUUACGGCCCAACUUCUACUCCCCCUGCGUCCAGCUCUGUAACUCAUCCCUGGGUUCUUAUUUCAGCUAAUGAUACCAUCACAGCAAUAGCAGCAGUAGCUGGCAACGCCGUGGAGCUUCCAUGCCCUCACCUAAGUUCUGGUAAGCCCAAAGUACAGUGGAUUCUCCCAGAUAGAUCCAAAGUCCUCUUGUCCUCUGGCGCUCUGGAUGGUAGGCUCCAGGUCUCAGCCACUGGUUUAGCGAUACAAAAAGCAGAGCUCUCAGAUGCUGGAAUUUACUACUGUGUAGUCCAGGCUGGCAGGGAUGUAGAUGUUCUCCCUGUGCGCCUUGCAGUGGAGGAGUCCUCUGUUCCAUCUUUAGGAGUUCCAAUGGGACCCUCUGUAACCGGUGCAAUUGGGGAACCUGUCAGUCUGUCCUGCACGGCAUCUGGGUCCCCAGCACCUGUUAUACGUUGGGUGUUGCCAGACGGAAGUAUAAUAAAGAGGGGGUUAGCUGCAUCAAGAGGACUCACUGUACAAGCAAAUGGCACUCUCUUUUUGCAAAACCCUUCCCUAAGGGAUGCUGGUUAUUAUCUCUGCCUUGCCAUUAACCAGUAUGGGAAUGACUAUCUGUCCAUACAGCUGGAAUUAAAGCCGCAUCAACCCCCUCCACUUAGAACCUCCUUCCCCAGAGGACCACAGUCAGCCGCCGGCCGGUCAACCAAGAUACGAGCCCCUUUACGACAGCAGAUGGAGGAAGGAUCAGGAUAUGAGGAGGAAGAAGAAGACAUAACCCUGGUUGCCAGUAGGAAUCAUCCAAGACCUUUACAACCUCCUCCAAGUAAACAGUAUCCAAUGGGAAAAGCCAGAAGACGUGGGCCUGUGAGGGGUCGACCUAUACCAGCCACUGACCAGAGAAGAAACCGGUUUGACAGUAGACAUAGAGCCACACCCAACAAAAAAAGGAUAGACCCUAAGAAAUGGGCAGAUCUCUUGGCUAAGAUUCGUCAGAAGACUCACACUAAUAGCAGUAGCCAGCCUAGCAUCAGUGGAAAUCCCACAGCGAAACCAGUGGGGAGAAGCAAAGACACAGAAAAACAUGAAGCAGCAGAUAAUACAGAGAGAGAUACAACAGAGGGAGCAAUGGAGGAAACAGACAGUGAAGGUUCGUCUGUUGAUGACACUGUUUUACAAGAGGAAGGCCUUCAGCCAAUUCACGCUGUUCUCAAAGAAAUCCAGACACAAAGAGAAACUAAAACAGAGACAGAAACACAGCCAGAGAAAAGCACACACAUACAGACACAGGACCCACGUUCACAGACAGAAUCCAUGACAGUGACCCUUACACCCAAGCCCAUGCCUGGAAAAAAUGAAAUUAUCCCAGAGGAUAUAAUCCAACCUGCCAAUCGCCAGGAACUCCUUCCUAAUUUAGUUCCAAACUCUCGACCUCAGAGACCUUGGAAUUCUCGAAGAAGGAUUGAACAACGAAGACGAAUAAAUCGGCCCAGAGUUAAACCUUUGACCCCACAUCGACCUCUCCCUGACCCCACUAACCCAACCCACCACACUCAAAAUGUGACACCUAUCAGAAUCACGGAUCAAACAUUGAUUAUGUUAUCAUUAACAACAAAAACCACAUCUCCAGCUAUUUUGUUGAGUACAAGUGAGUAUAUUAUGCCUCCUCCAAGUAGUGUGGCACCUGAUCCAUUGUCUUCCCCUGGUUCUCACACGGUUGGUAUUGUUAAACCCGCCUCCCCCUCGCUGGCUCCCCUCACCUCCUCCUUCCCAUCAUUAUCCCCCUCUCACACAAAGACACAUACAGACAUGGUGACACGCUCAUCCGACAUCGCCGACACUGCAGAAUCCACACUUUUCAACGCGCCGACACCGGCGCCCACUUACUCCGAUGAGGUUAUUUCCUCAACGCUUGUGCCAGACACACGUGCCAGUACAUUCACACACGGGAGGCACGCACACACACAAACACACACAGCCUUGGGCAAACAGACUGCUAGAUCCCCAGGCAAACACACUGAGGAGGUUGGUGUACUCCAUGCACCUCCCUCCACUACAGUCUCUGAUGCUCAGUCCUCUACUACAAAAGUCACAACUCGCUCUACUACUCUUACAAGCACUCGUCUUACUACAUCUACUGGAAGUACAGCUACUAUUAGUGCUAAUCCAAUCACUUCUACAAUUAUUGUUAUACCUACCACAGUCUCUACUACUACUACUACUACCACAACUACUGCUACCCCCACUGUUUCUCCAAAGAACCGUUUUACUAUCACCAGUUCUAAAACACCUACAAAAACUAUUGCGUCUACUGAUACAACUCCUACCACUAGAGUGACCACCUCAUCCAAAACGUCUCCAGCCACUACUAGGACAACUGUUUCUAUUCUACCUACUACUGUCACCACAAGUACAAAAGCAUCUUCCAGACAGGGGUCAAACGUUAGCCAAACCAACCUGACCAAGCCUGGUUCUGCAGCUCCAAAGCAGAGUCGACCACCUACCGAAUGGAAAAACCCUGGAGCCAAUUCAAUUCCUGAUUCACACAACAGCAGGCCACAGACCCCUUCACACUCCGCUGUCCCCUGGGCUCCGGUUGUGAGAUCAAGACCAAGGAUUGCAGACCCACACAUCCGGGCGGCAUCUUUCCCAGCAGAGAGCUCUGCCAGACUGGCCUGUGAGGCUCGAGGGGAACCGAAACCCUCUAUCACAUGGACCAAGGUUGCCACAGGAGCAGUGAUGUCAAUCCACUCCAGGGCUCAGCGUUUUGAAGUCUUGCCAAACGGCACCCUUGUUAUCCAGAAUGUUCAGCUGCAGGACAGGGGCACAUAUAUCUGCAGCGCACACAACUUUCUGGGUCGUGACAGGUUGCUAACAACCCUAGAAGUGUGGACCCGCCCCCCUCGGAUGCAGCUGGUGAGCUACAGAGAAGUUACGAUCCACCAGGGUGGAGAGCUGCUCCUGCAGUGCCGGGCGGACGGUGUUCCCACCCCCACGUUGUCCUGGGUCCUGCCUGAUCGCUCUGUUGUGACCACUGCCUCCCGUCCCGACAGUCACGUCGCGAUGGACACAAAUGGAACCCUCCGUAUCUCUGUAACUUUACCUAGUGACAGAGGGGUGUAUCGCUGUGUGGCGUCCAACUCAGCCGGGGCCGCCAGCUCCUCUGUGCGGGUUCACGUAUCCUCCUUACCCCCGGUGAUACAGCAAGCCAAGGAGGAGCACGAGCGGUUGCCCCCAGGGAGGCCUUUUUAUGCCCACUGCUCUGCCCGAGGUGCCCCACCGCCAACUCUGCGCUGGCAGAUCCCAGACGGGACUCUGGUCCGUCCGUCCCAGUUUCUCCACGGCAACCUCUUCGUCUUGCCCAAUGGGACGCUGCAUAUUCGAAGAGUCGGACCAAAAGACUCGGGGAGCUACGAGUGCAUGGCGAGUAACGCUGUGGGAGCCGAUAAGAGGACAGUGAAGGUGGAGGUUGAAGAUGGAGCAAAUGGAGCAAUAAAUGGGAAGGGUGAAGGAAAAGAAGAGACAAAAGCCAGUGUUACUGAAAAAACAAUUUCUUCGCUCAAUAAAAACAAAUCACUGUCCAUCCCUAACUACCUGUCAAACUCAUUCAACUCAGCAGACCCCUCCCCUCCAUUAUCUUCCGAUAGAUCCAGGAACUGGCCACUCACACCGAGCUCCUCUUCUAACCGUCACCAACCCAAUUCAGCAAACCCACUUCUGAAAAUAAAUAAAACUGUGCCUCUCACCUACCUGUACAUAAACAAUAACACUAAGAAGGUUUUGCCUAAUAUUGCAAACAACACAACCUCUGACAAAAGUACAGCUUCAGAUGUGUUGCAACACUUACCUAACUCCCAUUUCAGUAAAGCACGUAUUGUCUCAACAUCACCCUCCGUCACUAUCGUCCAAUAUGGAGGAAUUCUACAGCUUCAUUGCUCCGUGACUGGAAACCCCUCACCCAUAAUCAUUUGGAGAACCCCCAACAGGAAGCUGGUGGACAAGCACUUCAGCUUCGAUCGCCGUCUGAAGGUUCACCCCAACGGCAGCCUGUCAGUGCAGGCAGUAACGGAGAAGGAUGCGGGAGACUUCCUCUGCAUCGCACGCAACAAGGUCGCAGACGAUUAUCGCCUCAUGCGUGUGUCUGUGGUGACUAAGCCUGCAAGGAUUGAACCAAAACAGCCAGUCACUCAGAUGGUGCCACUCGGCAAAGCGUUGAAGGUUGACUGCCAGGCAUCAGGUCUACCUGACCCAGAUGUUCGCUGGAGUCUUCCAGAUGGAACCAUGGUGAACAGUGUGUUGCAGGGGGAAGACAAAGGAGGGCGAGCACGGAGGCUAACUGUGUUUGAUAAUGGGACGUUACUGGUUCCAGCAGUGGGCGUGGGAGAGGAAGGGGAGUACACGUGUUAUGCUGAGAAUCAAGGAGGUCAGGACACCAUGAAGGUGAAAGUGAAGAUCAUGGCGACGUCUCCACCAGCCUUUAGUGAUGACAGAGUCUACCGUGUCAUCAAAGUUCGCCAGGGGUCAACAGCUGCAAUUCGCUGUCAGGUCACAGCAGACGCUGCCACGUCAAUAACGUGGUUUUCUCCAGCUCACCGCGUCAUCCCACAAAUUUCAGCCGCUGGAUAUUAUUCCACGCGCGUCGCGGUGGUUCCAAGUGGAACUCUGGAAGUGCGUCUGGCCCAAAAGACUGAUUCGGGAAACUAUACCUGUCGAGCUAGCAACUCGGCCGGGGAGCGGGGCAUGGUGGUGGGCCUGGAAGUGGAAUCCCCUACCUACGAACUGGGUGGGCAGGUGGGAGGGAGAACCUGGACUAUAAGCAAUGGCUCCACUAAUAGCAGAUCAGGGGAAAACACGGUUAAUAAUGCAGGUACGAUCAAGUAUAAUCAAGUAGUUUCCUCCAGUGGAGACAGACACAAGCAGGGCAGCAGCAGUGGAUAUGGUAAUAAUGGCUGGACAAGACACAAUGUACCAAACAAUGGCAUUAACAUAGAAAACAGAGGUUCUAAUCCUGCUCUAAGGAUUUACAGUCAGAAUCAAUUCAACAGGCCCGUUAGUGAGAGCACAGCGCCAAGCAGCAGCAGUGGCAUCAGGGCUAGGCUGAGCAAUAUAGGCAUUAGGGCUGGUGACACUGGAGAGAAUAGAAAUGGAGCCGGCAUUGUGAGUAGUCGCAGUAAUAGCGUGGCUAACAGUCACAGCCAAGUUAGGGGGGACGGUAUUGAACAGAAUCCUGGGAGUAAGGAGAGUGAAGUUAUUGUGGGAAAGGCUAAUGAUAACGCCAGCAGAGACCAGACAAAGAUAGGCGGUGUUUCUCCAAAUGAUGGACCUGGUAGCAGUGUGCAAAAUAGUGGAGGUGGCACUGGCACACCGUCAAGAAACGGCUUCAGCAUUAGAAGCAGUGCAGGAUUGCCCAACAGAGUUGGGAAAAACUCUACUAACGCUGCCGAGGGUGUGGUGAUGACGUCCAAGCAGCGAGCGGUGAAGGGCCACACUGUUCUCCUGCACUGUCCCUCUGAAGGCUCCCCUCCCCCCCGCCUGUCCUGGGUUCUGCCCGGUAACGGCGUGCUGCCCGCUCCGUACUACGGCAGCCGACUCACCGUGCACCGGAACGGGUCCCUGGAGCUGCGGGGGCUGCGCUCGACCGAUGCCGGGCCUUUGGUAUGCGUGGUGCGCGGUGAGAUGGGGGAGCAGAGGACCAGGGUGGAGCUGGAGGUCUACGAGCCACGGGAGGAGGCCGGGUCAUCUGACGGAGGAACAGGGGCGGAGAGGACUGUGCAGAAAAAUCUUGGUUUAAGUGAGACACAUCAAUCAGGACAUCUUUCAGCUCAGUCCCUAAGCCCACGAACAGCAUUACCUGGGGUUCACCCAAGAGUCCCAAUUACUCAACAUCCUCUGCAGAAAGUCCUUAGUUUCCCUUCUGCGCCUCAGCCUGUUGAGCCUCCACCUCGCUCUGCACCUCAGCCAUCAGUGAGCACCAGAAAUGCCCCCUUGGUGAGCAUUGUUAACGGUGAGACCCUACGUCUGCCUUGCCCCGCUCCUCAAACCUCCGCAGACGCCAGGGGUUCCCUCACAUGGACCACGCCAGGUGGCAAAGUGCUGACGCCGAGUGAGAGAAGCGACAGACAUCAGGUACAAGAGGAUGGAACGCUGACAGUGCAUCAGGCCUCCGUGUUCGACCGCGGCACCUACACCUGCACAUCCACCAGCUGGGACUCCUCUUCGGUCUCACUGGUCACAGUUCCUGUGAUCAUCAUCGCGUACCCUCCUCGUAUCACAGCAGGACCCUCCCCUCUGACCUACACGCGACCCGGGAUCGCUGUGGAGUUACCCUGCUUGACCAUAGCAACACCCCAGGCAACCGUUACCUGGGAAACUCCAGACCUGACUCAACUAAAGGUGACGGGUCAGGCUCGUAUCUAUGGCAACUACUACCUUAAACCUCAGGGUUCCUUGAUAAUACAGAAGCCGACAAGUAGGGAUAUGGGAUUUUACAGAUGCACAGCUAAAAACCUAAUCGGCGUUGACACCAAGGUGACCUACCUGCAAGUUAUAUAGCAGCAAAAAACACACAAACAUGCAGCGGAAAGUAAUGUGCUUAAUGAACUGCUCUGAUGUUCUCGUGCCCAAAGGAACUGCAAACCUCCAUGCAACAGAUACAGAGUCUCAGAGAUAAAGCCAUGACUGACACAAUACAUGUCUCAUGCUUUCUAAUGAUUCUGAGUCAUGACUCAAAUCUUUGUCUUUACAUCAUAACAUACUGUAUGUUAAGGAAUGGCUGGUGUGACAUGAUGCUCAGAAUACACAUCCACAUUCAGAUACUGUACAUAAAAGAAACAGCACAUUAGAUGUUACAGCAAAUACUGUUUAGUAAAAAAACAUCAACACCGGCCAGCUGCAUUAUAUUUGUGUGUGUAAAUGCAUUUUGGACCAGGAAAAUACAGUAUAAAAUGCACAAUGUCACUAUGACAGUCUUGUGUGGUCUAAUAUAAAAAUAUGAUUUUUAUUUAUAAACCUCUCAUGUAACAGGUGGAUACUUUUUAUUUAGGUUCUUAUUGUGUGUAGCCAAUAACUCAAGUUGGAAGCCCUCAGGGCAUUGUAUAGACUGUAACACAAGGUUGGAAUUAGGACCCACACUUUCCAAAUCCUGUUCCACCUCCACUGACUGUACGAAGUGUGGUAUUAUUCAUUUAACACACUAUCUAAUUAUUAAGAGUGAUCUUUGGACUUGAUAUACUGUAAACCCUGUGUAAAUAUGUUUGUGUGACUCAUGACACUCUCGUAAAGCUUGUGCACAAUGACAGUAGCUCCUAGUUCUUAUGUUCCCAUUAUCUUUGCGUUUUGUCCUUAAAUUAUUGCUACUGUAAGACAUAUUUCACCACAAGUUGAGAAAUUUUAAAUAUUAUGUCUGGGCUUGAAUGGCCCCAGUAAAUGUCUGCUAUAUUUUUCACAGCUUUAUUUUACAAAUAAAAUGAAAAACAA
This is a messenger RNA of Betta splendens (Siamese fighting fish), 8993 nucleotides long. RefSeq names its product matrix-remodeling-associated protein 5-like. The transcript is spliced from 12 exons. The coding region runs from base 180 to 8069 and encodes 2629 amino acids. Gene Ontology annotation, cellular component: extracellular region. The record is from RefSeq and is a predicted model, not a curated record. Gene Ontology annotation, molecular function: protein binding. Lineage: Eukaryota; Metazoa; Chordata; Actinopteri; Anabantiformes; Osphronemidae.